AUGGCACCGAGGUCUGGUAGAGUUGCUCCCACAUUAUACGACUCUGAGUAUUAUGACACAUUGGCGAGUGAAAUUCAAGAGAAAUAUGUUGAUCAAUUGUUCAACUUGAAAGAUAAAGACUUUGAAAUUUUAUCUACAAUGAGAUAUGAUCCCAAAUUGACAACUGUUCCACCAGUGACAGUUAACGAUAUUACGAAAGAGAACUUCUUUCUCUUUGAUGAACAUUAUCAUCGUUUGGUAUUUACUUUGCAAUACUUUCAAUUACAACUUAACGGAUCUACUAGUCUAGAAUUUGACAUUCCUUAUGAUUUUUUGUGGAACAAGCUAACAGAAGCCAUUAGGGAAUCUAAGAAGCAGGUUUACGAACCGAUGAAGAUAAGGCUAUUGGUGUCUUUAGAGGGUCAGGUCAAUAUAGAGAUUUAUGAAACCACAUAUAGGAACAAUCUCUUGGACGGUUUUAAUGAGACUUCUAGUGACCAAAUUUGGGAUGUGUUUAUUGAUCUGGAACCUUGUUUGGUCUCCCCGUUCACGUCUUUUAAAACCACCAAUCGGGAUGCUUAUAAUAAAGCCAGAGAAAGGUGUCUACCUGGAAAGAAGCCGGGAAAAGAGGAAGUUUUGCUAGUAAAUACUCAAGGGCAUCUAAUGGAAGGGUCCAUCUCUAAUGUCGCAAUCAGGAGGAAAGAAGAUAACAUAUGGGUGACUCCUCAAUUAAGCUGUGGUUGUCUAUGUGGGGUUAUGAGGCAUUUUUUAUUAAGGAAAGGUUUCCUUGAAGAGCAGACCCUUCAUGCUGAAGAUUUAGGUCCAGGAAGUGAAGUAUUAUUAUUUAACGGUGUAAUGGGCGUUGUAAAGGGUAUCGUUAAAUAG
Messenger RNA from Priceomyces carsonii, 864 nucleotides. Its product is annotated as aminodeoxychorismate lyase. Bases 1 to 864 code for a protein of 287 amino acids. Gene Ontology annotation, molecular function: catalytic activity. The transcript has a single exon. Lineage: Eukaryota; Fungi; Ascomycota; Pichiomycetes; Serinales; Debaryomycetaceae. Gene Ontology annotation, biological process: carboxylic acid metabolic process. The record is from RefSeq and is a predicted model, not a curated record.